Molecule: messenger RNA, 2733 nt
Organism: Salvia hispanica
Lineage: Eukaryota; Viridiplantae; Streptophyta; Magnoliopsida; Lamiales; Lamiaceae
Product: calcium-transporting ATPase 12, plasma membrane-type-like
Cellular component (GO): intracellular membrane-bounded organelle; plasma membrane
Molecular function (GO): P-type calcium transporter activity; nucleotide binding
Source: RefSeq, a predicted model, not a curated record
AUGCUGCAGAGUGAAGAAUACUUAGUCACUAGAGAAAUUCUUGCAGAAGCAGUUGAAAGAAACUGCAGAGACGCCCUUGACCACUACGGCGGCAUCGAAUACAUUGCUUCUGCGUUGAGAACAAAUCUCGAAGCCGGAAUCAUAGGCGAUCCAACCGACCUUAAAUCCCGAUGUGAAGCCUUUGGUUCAAACAAGCCUACUUCACAGCCACGGUGGCCAUUGGCUCAUACCAUAAAACGCAUCCUGUGGGAUGCUUUACGGGACACGACCAUCCUUCUCUUGUUGUGUUGUGCAAUGCUUUCCCUGGCCAUUGGCAUCAAGAUCAACGGUGCAGCAGAGGGUAUUGUCUAUGCCCUUUUUUUUAUACUAGCCUUGUCUUUUGUUGUCUGCUUUGGUGUCGUCGCUCGCUUUCUUAGGGAGAGAUGGAUGCUCAGGAAAUUCUCCAAACGGAACGGUGACGUUUUGGUUGUGAGGAAUGGCUUGGUUGAUGCGAUCCUCGAAUCCGACCUCGUUGUUGGCGACAUUGUGUGGUUGACUACCGGUGAUCGAGUCCCUGCUGAUGGCAUUUUCAUAAACGGCGAUGAUUCAUUUAAGCUCAACGCUGAUUUGGAGGUGGAUUAUUCCCAAAGUCCUUCUCUGUUUACCGGCGGGGAAGUGUCUCAAGGCCGGUGCUGUAUGCUCGUGACGUCAGUGGGUGACAACACUGAGAGAAACAGGCUAAUGAGAAAUAUUGGGGAUGAUCAUCGCCUUCAACUGUUGGAUGCUAUUGAGAAAACCAGCUCUAAAUUCGAUAAGAUUUGGCUGAGCCUUUGGCUGGUCCUUCUGGUGGUGCAAUUUGUCCGUUGUUUCGUUGCGAAGAAGGUUCAAGCUGAUAAGGAUCCCAAGGGAGUGAAGAACAGAAUGGAGGAUUUGAUGAAGGAAGUGGUGAAGAAGGAGAGGUUGAAGGCUAAGGGCUUGUUUAUGAUGCUAUUGGUGCUUGUCUUCGCGAGCAGAGAGGGCUUACCUUUAGCCCUCUUCGUCUCCUUGUCGUAUGCCUCUCACAGAAUCAAGUCUUGCAAGGCCACUGUAGCGCAGCUUCAAGCUAGCGCCACGGUCGGCUUGAUCACCACUAUCUGCGCCACGGGUUUAGUUUUGAAGCAUUCAGAUAUGGCAGAAUUGUGGAUCGGUUUUGACCUCGUUCACCAUCAUCUGCAAGUGGACGCACAACUUGUUGAAGCUUUGCGCCAAGGAAUAUUACUCCACUCAUCAACAAAUGGGUGUUUUGAGGAAAUCUGUCUUCUUAGUUGGGCCAGGGCUGUGCUAGGACUUACUAACACGGAGACGGAGUGCUACUAUAACUAUACAUCCAUGGUUCGAUACCAAAUCGCUGCGAAUUUAUGGUGUUCGAUUCUGGAAAGCGAAUGCCAAGUCGAAGAUAAAGUAAUGGUGCAUGUCCACUGGAGAGGAUCACCAGACUCCAUCUUGCCAAUCUGCUCCCAUUACUACACCUUACAAGGGAACAUCGAAAGCCUAGACGCCCUCAAGGCCACAGCCUUUAAACAACUACUCGCUCCAUACGGACAAUGCUGCUUCGCUUUCGCUCACAAACGCGAGAUUCAGGACGAGGAAAACAACAUCAAAACCCUGCAAACUGGCCUAAUUUUGUUAGGCCUUGUGUGUUUGAAGAAUCCCUAUUCGGCCGAGUUUAUACAAUCCAUCCAACAUUGCCAGGAAUCCGGAGUUAGCGUCAGAUUCGUGGUCGACAACGACAUAAACACGGCCAGGAUCAUCGCCGUGUACUCGGGACUACUGAGGCGCGAAGACGAUGGGAAAAUAGUCGAUGCACGCGAUUUCCGGAACCAGUCCGAAGCGGACCGCCUGAAGAUGGUGGAUGACAUUCUGGUGAUGGCCAACGCCACUCCCGGAGACAAGAUGCUGAUGGUGAAGUACCUACAGAAACGCCACGUUGUAGCGGCGGCAUCAGCCGCUAUCAGAGACUCGCCUCUGCUCAAACAAGCCGACGUUGGCAUCUUCCUCGGAACGUCUAACGAAGACGCCGACAUCUUCGUCCCGAGCAGCGGCUUCACGCAAAUCCCCGCAAUCCUGAAUUUGGGGAGGCGAGUUUGCAGAAGCAUCGGAAAAAUCGUGCAGCUGAAGCUCAUAAUGGAGGUCUCUGCUUUCACCAUCAACAUCGUUUCUCUGUUAGCUGGAAAUGGCAGGGAGGCGCUGGGCUCGUUGCAGCUGCUGUGGAUCAAUCUCGUCAUGGAAAUUCUGGGAGCUGCGGCGGUUGCCGUGACUACUAUUUACGGAAGCUCGGCUCGGGCAAAUACGGACCCGGUUUACGGUUCGGGUCGGAUCAUUACCGGGCCCAUGUGGAUGAGCAUAGCCGUACAGUCCUCGUUUCAGGUGGCGGUUAUUCUCAUCUUGCUUUUGAAGGGGGAAACCGUUUUUCAGGUGAGUGAAUCGGCGGUGGGGACCAUGGUCUUCAACUGCUACGCCUUCUGUCAGGUUUGCUUGCUGAUUCCGGCUAUUGAGAUUAGAAGAGGCGAUGUUGCGGCGGGGCAGAGUUGCGUUUUUCUUUGCAUUGUGGUGGUCAUCGGAAUUCUUCAGGUGGCGGUGGUCGAGAUUGUCGGAGCUAUUGCUCGUCGCCCCAGAUUGGGCAUCAACUUAUGGUGCAUUUGCGUUGGGAUUUCGUCCUUGUCUCUGCCGUUGAGCUGGGCUGCUAAUUUGAUAAUUAGGAUAUCACGAUUGUGA